Messenger RNA from Panicum virgatum (switchgrass), 1437 nucleotides. RefSeq names its product protein RGF1 INDUCIBLE TRANSCRIPTION FACTOR 1-like. Gene Ontology annotation, molecular function: zinc ion binding. The record is from RefSeq and is a predicted model, not a curated record. Lineage: Eukaryota; Viridiplantae; Streptophyta; Magnoliopsida; Poales; Poaceae. The transcript is spliced from 4 exons. Bases 189 to 935 code for a protein of 248 amino acids.
UAUAUAUAGCCGCGCGCUCGCCUCGCCUCGCCUCGCCUGCCACCACUCCGCUUCCAGUUCCAGUUCUUCGAGCUAGCUGCUACCCGGCCGUCCACGUAGACACACACACCCCACUCCGUGUCCGUGCGGAGAGGGAGGGCGAGAAUUGGCGAGGGGGAGCGAGGGAAUUGCCGGCGGCGAGGACGGAGAUGGGGAUGCGGCCGGGGUGGGUGGGCGGCCUGGUGGAGGAGAGCUUCUUCGUGGGGUGCGCGGCGCACGAGAACCGCAAGAAGAACGAGAAGAACAUCUUCUGCCUCGGCUGCUGCGCCAGCAUCUGCCCGCACUGCGCCCCCGCGCACCGCCACCACCCGCUCCUCCAGGUGCGGAGGUACGUGUACAACGACGUGGUGCGGCUCGGCGACCUGGAGAGGCUCAUCGACUGCUCCUUCGUCCAGCCCUACACGAUCAACAGCGCCAAGGUCAUCUUCCUGAAGCCGCGGCCGCAGUCCAGGCCCUUCAAGGGCUCCGGCAACGUCUGCCUCACCUGCGACAGGAUCCUCCAGGAGCCCUUCCACUUCUGCUGCCUCUCCUGCAAGGUGGACCACGUGAUGGUGCAGGGCGGGGACCUGUCCAACAUCCUGUGCGUGCCGGGCGGGGCGGCGCCGCCGCCGCCGCCGGACCUGGGCUGCGGCUUCCCGCGCUUCGAGAACCUCCGCGUCGACGGCGGCUGCGGCGACGACGACCCCGGCCAGGUCACUCCCGACUCCACCCUCGAGGGCCCCGGCACGCAGCAGGCCGGCCUCUACGGGGGCAGCGCCAGCUCCAGCACCGGCGCCGUCAUUGCCCCGAGGAAGAAGAAGAGCGGCAGCGGCGGCGGCGGCGGGUUCUUCCCCCAGAUCGUCCUCUCGCUCGGCAACCGGCGGAAGGGCGCGCCCCACAGGGCGCCGCUCGCCUGACCGGCCGCCCGCCGGCGACGGCGAGCACAGAUGGCACGCACUCGCCACAUAAUUAGUGUGCUGUUGACUAUGCUGUCCAUUACCGUUAGGUAAGCCGUGUUUAGUAGCCGUGCUUAAGUGUAAUCCCGUGAUUAGCCGCGUAGAGACAGGGAGUGCGUGGGUUGGUUGGGUGGGUGCUGCGUCCGGGAGCGAUGGAUGGCCUCUUCUUGUCCUCUAGCUAGGGCCCCCAUGCAUGCCAUCUAGCUAGCUCGGUGCAGUGUUUUGACGAGACCUGAGAGAGGGAGGAGGCAAAGGCAAAAGCUCCAGCUGCUGCCGGUGGCAUGGCAGCUGCCCCCCGUUGCAAGCCAGGUAGCCACAGGACGCCCCCGCCGCCGGCCGCCGGUGGCUGCCAAUUUUGUACUCGAUGCGACGGGGGGUCGCGCGCGCUGGCGCGCGUGCGCGACGCCAUUGUUAAGUUUGUCCAUGACCAAUAUAUAUAAUACUAGAUGUUGUCCAUGAUGCA